AUGGCGUUGAUCAGCCAUUCGCCGCCGUUCUUCUUCUUCAUCCUUCUCACAUUAACAUCUCUGUUUUUACAAUCGUACCCAGUUCAUUCAUUCAAUUGCGCAUCGGAGAAGUUCACAAACAAGAAAAUCUAUUCAAAUUGCACCGAUCUACCCACCCUGAAUUCUACCCUCCAUUGGACUUACACCCCACAAAACUCCUCCCUCUCCGUCGCAUUCAUCGCACCUCCGGCGACACCGAACGGCUGGAUCGCAUGGGCAAUCAACCCCACCGGGACCGGCAUGAUAGGGAGUCAAGCGCUCAUUGCCUUCAAGAACUCCAGCAGCUCAAUGGUCGUGAAGACCUACAACAUUACCACGUACGCCUCCAUCGUUGAAGGGAAGAUCUCGUUCGAGGUUCUGGAGUCUAGGGCGGAACAUUCUGAUGGAGUAAUGAAGAUUUUCGCGACAGUGAAGUUGCCGGAGAAGAUGUCGGAAGUGAACCAUGUGUGGCAGGUUGGGGGUUCGGUUAAAGACGGAGUUCCGGUGAAACAUGGGUUUUUGCCGGCGAAUAUGAAGGCAAUGGGUAAGCUGCAACUGGAAGGGAAGGCACAAAGUAAUGGUACCACCGCCGGUAGUCCCGCCGUUGCUCCGAGCACUAGUUCGUCUUCCGGUAUCACCGGAAUUUACGUGAUUCCUAUCUUUUUUUCAUGUUUAUUUGGAUUUUUCUAA
Molecule: messenger RNA, 708 nt
Organism: Lactuca virosa
Lineage: Eukaryota; Viridiplantae; Streptophyta; Magnoliopsida; Asterales; Asteraceae
Source: the annotation of a GenBank genome assembly